CAACACAUCGGAAACUGCAAAUAAAUACAAAACUGGCAGUUUCUGUCGAGUGUUAGAAGUUUAAACAGUUAUCAAUAUGGGAGUUGACUACUACAAUAUACUGGGGCUGACACGCAGUGCGGCUAGUGGAGACAUUAAAAAAAACUAUCGAAAACUUGCCUUGAAAUUUCACCCAGAGAAAAACCCUAAUGACCAAGCAGCAUAUGACAAGUUCAAGCAGCUGGCAGAAGCAUAUGAUGUGCUUAGUGACUUGAGGAAAAGAGCUGUGUAUGAUCAGUUUGGAGAAGAAGGGUUAAAAAAUGGAGUGCCAGAAGGCAGUGGGGAAACAGGUGCCUGGACCAAGGGUUACACAUUUCAUGGCAACCCUGACAAAGUCUUCCGAGAUUUCUUUGGUGGAGAUAACCCAUUCCAAGAAUUCUAUGACCGCGUGGACGGCGACCUGAGUAUGGGGUUUGGAGGGCUGGCAGGCAGAGGCAGGAAGAAGCAGGAUCCACCCAUAGAGAGAGAUCUGGCUCUCUCACUGGAAGAAGUUUAUCAUGGCUGUACCAAAAAGAUGAAAAUUUCACGCAGGGUCAUGAAUGAUGAUGGUCAUACAUCGAGUAUCAGGGACAAAAUUUUAACAAUAACUGUGAAGAAAGGGUGGAAGCCUGGAACAAAAAUAACAUUCCCACAAGAGGGAGAUCAGGGGCCAAAUAACGUACCAGCUGAUAUUGUGUUUAUUGUGAAAGACAAAUUACACCCGAACUUCCGGAGAGAGGGUGUCAAUUUGAUCUACACAGCCGAUGUUCCCCUGGGCAAGGCUUUGACUGGCUGUACGGUGGACGUUCACACCUUGGAUGACAGGACGCUUCAUAUCCCUAUUAAUGAUAUUGUCAAGCCAGGUUAUGUUAAGGUUGUUCCUGGUGAAGGCAUGCCUAUAUCAACAAACCCAACAGAAAAAGGAGACUUGAUCAUUGAGUUCAACAUCAUGUUUCCAACUACAUUAUCACCAGAGAGGAAAGAAGUUGUUCGCAGUGCUCUUUUGUUGUAAACCAGUUAGGCUUGUAAACUGGAAGUGCACAGGGCCAUUCAGUUUUGAAGAGACCAUAAAUGUUCCACAUCAUGACUGAAGUAAAAUUUUUAUUCUGUCAUCUGUAAAUCAACACUUUUAGAAGAAUGCUGUUAAAAUCUUUACCAACUUUUUAAAAAAUGUUAAUGCAAAUCUUUAAAAUUUUACAUCAUCGCUUUGGAAGUGAUUCUUAUACAAUUGGAGAAUUGUUCCAUACUGUUUCAUAUUUAUGUUUGUAAAUAAAUACAAUAUUAAAGU
Messenger RNA from Liolophura sinensis, 1306 nucleotides. Its product is annotated as dnaJ homolog subfamily B member 13-like. NCBI's taxonomy places the organism in Eukaryota, Metazoa, Mollusca, Polyplacophora, Chitonida, Chitonidae. The transcript has 7 exons. Bases 77 to 1030 code for a protein of 317 amino acids. The record is from RefSeq and is a predicted model, not a curated record. Gene Ontology annotation, cellular component: cytosol. Gene Ontology annotation, molecular function: protein-folding chaperone binding.